This is a messenger RNA of Aspergillus steynii IBT 23096, 1098 nucleotides long. Its product is annotated as PRP38 family protein. NCBI's taxonomy places the organism in Eukaryota, Fungi, Ascomycota, Eurotiomycetes, Eurotiales, Aspergillaceae. Gene Ontology annotation, cellular component: precatalytic spliceosome. The coding region runs from base 79 to 825 and encodes 248 amino acids. The record is from RefSeq and is a predicted model, not a curated record. The transcript has a single exon.
CUUUCACCUUCUCUCGCCUUCGUUCCUUUCGCUCUCUCUCUCUCUCUCUCUCCACCUCCCUCCCUCCUCCCCAUCACCAUGGCAUCCCACCGCGCCGAUGCCAGCACUCUCCUCGACAAUCGCGGCUACAAAGGCCCACUCAUCCGCGGCGUCAACCCCGCCACACUCUUCGAAAAGGCCGUCCGCGACCGCAUCACCGACUCCUACUACUGGAAAGAGCAAUGCUUCGGGUUAAACGCCGCGACACUAUGCGACCGGGCGGUCGAGCUGACCGCGAUCGGAGGAACGCACGGGGUCGCCGAGAAGCCGACCCCGUUCCUGUGCCUCGCGUUCAAGCUCCUCCAACUGAACCCGGACCGCCACAUAGUGCUCGAGUACCUGAAUUUCACCGACCCGCUGGGCGACGAAGACGACGAGACGAACGCCACCGCGGAGGAACACGCGCAGAGCAGUGUCGUGAAGCAGAAGGGCGACUUCAAGUACCUGCGCGCCCUGGCGGCCUUCUACAUCCGACUGACGUUUGACGCGGUCGACGUGUACAAGGCGCUGGAGCCGCUCCUUCUCGACUACCGGAAGCUGAAGAGACGGAUGGGCGACACCGUGGUGUUGACGUACAUGGACCAGUUUGUCGAUGACCUGCUGACGAAAGAGCGUGUGUGUGGUACUAGUCUGUGGAAGCUGCCGUCGCGGCAACAAUUGGAGGACUUGGAUCUGCUGGAUGAGCGCGAGAGUCCGUUGGCGGCGGAGCUGGAGGAGAUGGACCGCGAGAGCGAAGAUGGCGAGGCCAGUGAGACAAAGUCUGCGAGAAGUGCGGGCGAUGAUUGAUUGCGACAAUCUGGCGCGGUUUCGCCGGUAUCAACUUCUUGGCUCUGCAAUGUCAAGUCGGGACUUGACUAUGAGUUGUUUCGCUUUCGAAUCUCAGGCUACGAACUCAAUGAGACGUUCUCUUUUUGGGGACAGGCUCUCAGUGGCCAAAUAUUUGCACGCCUCCGAGUAGGCUGCGGCUACCACCACCAGCACCCCGUGGGUCUACCUACCUGCGAUUGUCGGUUGGGCUCAAAGCGUUCCAGCAUUGGGCGCACGAUAUCACAUUGGGGU